Messenger RNA from Wyeomyia smithii (pitcher-plant mosquito), 1990 nucleotides. RefSeq names its product zinc finger protein 501-like. Gene Ontology annotation, molecular function: RNA polymerase II cis-regulatory region sequence-specific DNA binding; zinc ion binding; DNA-binding transcription activator activity, RNA polymerase II-specific. The record is from RefSeq and is a predicted model, not a curated record. NCBI's taxonomy places the organism in Eukaryota, Metazoa, Arthropoda, Insecta, Diptera, Culicidae. The coding region runs from base 241 to 1794 and encodes 517 amino acids. Gene Ontology annotation, cellular component: nucleus. The transcript has 4 exons. Gene Ontology annotation, biological process: regulation of transcription by RNA polymerase II.
CCGGCGAAAAUAUAAUUUAGUUCCAGCAGAGAGAAAACUGCCGAAAAAUUUCGUUAUUGAUUUAAAUUCAUUGUAAAGUUGUGCAGUUUUUGUUACAAACGAAGAAAAGAAAGUGAAAAUUACUGUGUAUUGUUGAAGAAUAUGUUCUGUUAUAAUAUCUCAGUCAUGUGAGAAGCUAGAUAAGUGAUAGCUUUUUUGGAUGUGAAAAAUGCAAAUUAGUUUCUGAACUUUAGCAAAGCCAUGUCUUCGCCAGAAAGCCAACAGAAACGAUGUCGUAUUUGUACGGAUAUUCGAGACGAAUUCGUGACUCUUGAUUAUAUUGUGGAAGGAAAAUCUCUCGCGGAAAUGCUGCACUACUGUCUUAGGCUUGAGGUUUAUAGGGAUGAUGGUUUGCCGUACCGAUGUUGCAUUGAUUGCAAAGUAAGCUUGGAAGCAGCCUAUAAGCUAAUAGUUCGUUGUUUAGAAUCUGCUGCAUGGUUUCGACACUAUCUUACUGGCGAAACAUUCAAAUCGCGAAGUCUCGAAGAUGUUGAUGUAACGGGACUGAAAUCAGAGAUAGUCUUCGACGAGGCUAAUAAAUCUAGCGUCAAUAUUACAGAUACUGAUGUUAAAAGUGAAGGCAAUGAAAGUUUAGAAAAUGUAAAUGAGCUGGAUGAUUCUGUUACAGAAGAUGGUCAAGAUGAAGACGAGCACAACAAAUGCAGCAUUGAGGAAGCCCACGAUCAGGAUAGACUGAAAGCUCUGCAAUUGAAGACCACCAAAUACGGAAAGGAAAAAUCCCUUCCAAAGCGAUGCUGCAAAUGCAAAAUUCACCUUAAUAGUGUGAAAGAAGCUGAGGAACACUCUAAAACACAUGUCGAGUCAAGAAUUGUGGAUCCUCAGAAAGUUGCAGCUCGACCCCACGAGUGCAUGUUUUGUUUUAAACGCUACACUAAAUUGCGAACGUUGAUGCUUCACCAGAAAGAAAUGUACGUCGACAAGCCCUUCAAAUGUAAAGACUGCGAGGAAGAUUUCAGUACUGAUGUUCAACUGAGAGAACACAUAGAAAACCACGGUAAAGACAAAUCAAACCGAAAAGGACAGCUGCCAAAAUGCUGUGCAUGUUACGAGCAAUUCGAUACGGAAGAGAUGGUGAAAAAACAUGCCGAAGAAGUUCAUUUCCCUGAAAGUCAAACCAGUGUGAAUGACAAUGAUAACCAAUUCGCCUGUGAUGUGUGCCAUCGUCGUUACAAGACUAAGCGAAUUUUACUAGACCACAAGUCAAAACCUUAUCGCACUAAGCAGUACCAAUGCUCUCAAUGUGGUAGAAUAUUCAGAGACAAGUGUGCUUUGUCGGAUCACGAACGUUGCCAUCAGGGGGAACGGCCCUUCAUGUGCACGAUCUGCUCGAAAACAUUUGCCAUAAAGGAUUCUUUCCGAAAGCACGUCAGAUCGCAUACGAUCGAGGAAGACCGCUUCAAGUGCGAAAUUUGCGGGAAAGGGUUCAAAACGAAAGGCAAUCUUAAGGAUCAUCAUAUAACGCACGCCUCGGAUUACCGUCCCUUGAGCUGCAGUUUAUGCUCGGCCACCUUCGCACGGAAGUCCUGCUUGAAAUCGCACAUGCGAAUGCACACAGGCGAGAAACCGUUUAAGUGUAACAUGUGUGAUGCAAGUUACGCAUUUUCUAGUGAUUUGAAGCGCCAUAUUAUGGCCCAUAAGGGUAUCAAACCGUACAUUUGCAGUACAUGUGGAAGGGGAUACCCCAGACAGGAUUACCUGCGAAAGCACAUGGCCACCCACAAUACGGCCAAUUGAAUUUUUGAAGAUGAUGUUUACCAUGAUUCAGUUACGAACAGUGAAUAAUGCUUUUUUGAAAGCAUCGAUUGUGGACUAAAAUACAAAUAACAUUAUAUUGUGAGAUUGACACAUAUGCUUGCAUAGUUUUUAGUAUUAUUUUGUCACAAGGUUAACUUAUGUAAUAAAAAUGUGAUAGAGGUUUGGGCAAGUUGAA